AUACUCUAGCUUCGUUGUAUAAAGCGUCUGAUUCACUCGACGUAUUAAAACCAGUGUUUAAUAAUAAAUUUUAUCAGUUUUGUGGGCAACGUGUACAGUGAAUGCAGUGACUUUGCAUUAGAACAGUUGUAACCGUUGAUGUUUGAUUAAUAAAUAUAAUUUAUAUAACCAAAAAUGUCAAAUAAAGUGUUGAACAAGUCUAAAUUGAAAAAAGACGGUGAUUUUGUUCCUCCAGAUGGUGGUUGGGGCUGGAUGAUCAUCUUUGCUGCUGGAUUUUCAAAUUUGUCGGCUCUACCAAUCCUGCAACAAUUCGGGCUGUUGUUCCGCGACAAAUUUGCACGUCUCGGCAUCAGUAGUUCGGAAACUACAACCAUAAUCAACAUGAAUUCAGCCCUGACCUCUUGCGUCGGAUUAGCAAAUGGUCCAGUUUUUAAAACAUUCAGCUAUCGCAAAGUCUCACUUACGGGUGCAAUCGUUGUCUUUACGGCUUUGAUGUUAACAACAUUUUCAUACAAUUUUAUCACUUACCUCAUAUCCUUUUCCAUAUUAUAUGGUGCCGGCUAUGGUAUCAGUAGUUCUGCUAAUGCUCUAGCAUUAAAUACUUAUUGGAAAAAGCGAAGAAGAUUAGCGACAAGUCUGUCAUGGACUACGACAGGCCUUGGCCCAAUGAUGUGGCCCCAUAUAAUUACCGGUUUAUUUGCUGUUUUUGGAGAAACAGGGGCCAUACUUAUUAUAGCUGGAAUAUCUCUACAUGCUAUAGCUUGUGCUUUACUAUUACAACCAGUAGAAUGGCAUUGCAAGAAACCCAAAGAAAAAGAUCUCGAAGAAGAUAAACUUAUUAGACAAGAAAUAAAUGGUAAUAUUAAAGAAAGAAAUGUAAAAGAAAAUGGAUAUUUCAGUCAAGUGUCAAAAUUAAAAAAUUUAAGCGCUUUCUCUAGUCAAUACCUUUACAAUGAAGAUGAUUCUGUAACACCUGGCUAUGAAAUAACUGAUCCUGGUAUUCCUAUGAUGAUUAGAGCAAACGAUGGUUAUUUCAGUCAAUCGAGACAGUCUCGAAGUAGACUGUCCUCUAGAGAAGGCUCUAACAAAAACUCGCGCUUGAACUCAAAGAAACCAUCAAUGACAAAUUUAGUCGAAGGUAGAUCUCGUAAAUCUUCAACAUUGUACUUAAACGAAUCAAAGAAAAAUUCAUCUGCUAAUCUUGGAGCUCUUGUUCAAGAUCGUGAUAAUUAUAAACCAAAACGAAAAACAUCGAUAACCGUAGAGGAAAAAAUACCAGAAUCAGAAAUCGAAGAUUGUCCUACAUUAAAAGCUCCGCAAGAUUUAAAAGCUGAUGAAAAAGAAGUAGUUCAAAAUAUUGACCCAGAAAAGGCAAAAAUUAUCGCUGAUAGAGCAGAACAACACUUAGCAACUAGUAAAAGUAUGAAAUCUUUUAGGUUGGAUGGAAAUUAUGGAGAAAAAUACAUGAAAGAUAACCAUAGCAAUGUUUCGUUUAAAAACAUGGAUGAUUAUGACGACAAAAAAUAUUUAAAAGACAAUCAUAGCAAUCAGUCUACAAGAGGAAAAUAUAGGAAAAAAUCAAAUAAUUUCAAUUAUGAAAGUGAAGUUUUGAAACAAGCUUCCAUGAAAUUAGAACAAUAUCUUAAAGAUAAUGAAGAAGAAAACAGGGCCGAUAAAAUAAAAUUACUAAUUAAUGGUCCAUCAGAUGAUGAAGACGAUGAUGUAUUCAAAGAUAAUAAAGUAAAAGCAGAAGAACUCGAAGAAGAAAAAUUAACAUUUUGUCAAAAAGUUGCCAUUUUCUUUGACCUGGAUCUAUUACAAGAUUUUACUUUUAUCAAUUUAAUGUUGGGCAUAACGUUAGCAAAUUUUAAUGAGUUAAAUUUUUCGAUUUUAACUCCUUUUAUCCUGGGUGAUUAUGGUAUGACCAAAUCUGAAGUGGCUCUCUUCAUGUCACUUUUGGCUGGUGUAGAUCUAUGUGUUAGGUUCUGUAUCCCAUUUGUAGCAGGGAAAAUAGGAUGGGAUAACAAUUCAUUUUUUCUUUUUGGGGUUCUGUCUAUGGCAAUGGGUCGAGUAGUUCUCUCAAUUUGCCAAAAGUACCAAGUCGUGUUGUUGGUUGCAGUAAUGAUAGGCUUUGGCAAAGGAUUAAGGACGGUAUUUAUGGCUUUAGUUAUACCAACACAUGUGCCACUACACAAAUUACCUGGAGCUUCUGGAAUUCAAUUACUCACUGCUGGAAUUGUUUACCUUGUAAUGGGUCCUAUAGUUGGAUGGAUAAAAGACAACGCCUCUACAGCGACAACUUUACAUUGCCUGAAUAUAUUCACGUGGCUCACGGCGCUAUCAUGGGGUCUUGAAAAAUACAUCCGAUCAAAGCGUCAAAUAAAUACAGAGCAAGAAUUAGAAAAAGCUUGAAAAAAAAAAUGUUACAGUAGUUAUAUUCGAAUUUACUGACGCCUGGACUACAAGGACCGAAAUGUUAAUAACUCUACAGGCGAAAAUAUAAAU
Molecule: messenger RNA, 2505 nt
Organism: Diatraea saccharalis (sugarcane borer)
Lineage: Eukaryota; Metazoa; Arthropoda; Insecta; Lepidoptera; Crambidae
Source: the annotation of a GenBank genome assembly